Messenger RNA from Verticillium alfalfae VaMs.102, 1173 nucleotides. Its product is annotated as serine/threonine-protein phosphatase 2A activator 2. The transcript has 2 exons. Lineage: Eukaryota; Fungi; Ascomycota; Sordariomycetes; Glomerellales; Plectosphaerellaceae. Gene Ontology annotation, molecular function: protein tyrosine phosphatase activator activity; peptidyl-prolyl cis-trans isomerase activity. Gene Ontology annotation, biological process: mitotic spindle organization. The record is from RefSeq and is a predicted model, not a curated record. The coding region runs from base 1 to 1173 and encodes 390 amino acids. Gene Ontology annotation, cellular component: nucleus; protein phosphatase type 2A complex; cytoplasm.
AUGGCCUCAUCCGACGACUUUACCUCACAGCCAGCCCCCGCCGUAGAUAUGGCGAAUAAGCAGAUGAGAACUCCAAUCCCCAAGCUCGAACCCCGUCGCCGGAGUGCUGCUCCCUCAAACCCCCUCCCUCGCCCAGAGACGCCCGCACUUCCGUCGCCGCCUGAUCUAUCAAACUUGUCGUUUGAGACUCCGUCUCGCAGAAUCCUAUCACCAAAGGACCAUGAAAUCUUCCUCGCCUCGCCGACAUACGAGCUCAUACUUGCCUUCGUCUUUGGCUUGUCGGAAGCGGUUGUGGACACCCCUUCCUCCGCCGUCAACUUGGAGGAUGCCAACCCCCCUGUCAAAGUUAUCCUGAAUAUUCUCGACCGUGUUGAAACCCUUUUGAACCAGUCGCCACCCACAGAACAGGGCGGGUCACGAUUUGGCAACAAAGCGUUCCGAGACUUCCUCGACCUCAUCAAGGCGCAGGCGCCUGAAUGGCACACUAAGCUCGGUAUCGACUUAUCCGGCGCCGGAGAGGAGGCUUCUACUUACCUGUUACAAUCAUUCGGCAACAGGAUGCGUAUAGAUUACGGUUCUGGCCACGAGCUGAACUUCAUAGUCUGGUUGCUAUGCCUAUACCAGCUCCGCAUCCUCAGUCGCGCCGACUUCAGGACGCUUGUACUCAUCGUCUUUGGCAGAUAUCUGGAGGUCAUGCGGCGAGUCCAGUUGACCUAUUACCUUGAGCCAGCAGGCUCCCAUGGCGUAUGGGGUCUUGACGACUACCAGGUUAACUUUGUCAACACGACAAAGACGGUCAAGGGAUUGCGGUGGCACAGCCCCAUGCUUGACGACAUAUCCGCCGCCAAGUCCUGGACGAAAAUCGAGGGCGGCAUGCGCCGCAUGUUUGUCGCCGAGGUGCUCCGUAAGCUGCCCGUGAUGCAGCACUUCCUCUUUGGUUCGCUCGUCCCAGCCGAGGAGGGUAUGAGCACCGAGGAGGCCCUCGGCAUCGGGCACGAAGAAGAUGAGUCCGAAGGCGGCGAGCUGGCACUCGACGGGAAACCCAAGCACAAGCAUCAGCACAUCGGCUGGGGUGACUGUUGCGGCAUCAAAGUUCCCAGCAGCGUUGCCGCCGCCGAGGAGAUGAAGAAAAGGGACUUGGGAGACACGCUGCGCAGGAUACCGUUCGAUUAG